Molecule: messenger RNA, 804 nt
Organism: Lotus japonicus
Lineage: Eukaryota; Viridiplantae; Streptophyta; Magnoliopsida; Fabales; Fabaceae
Exons: 2
Coding region: 1-804 (267 amino acids)
Molecular function (GO): catalytic activity
Source: RefSeq, a predicted model, not a curated record
AUGAAGAUCAUAUCGUGGAACUGCCGUGGGCUUGGGAACCUACGAGCAGUACGGGCCCUCAAAAGGCUCAUCCACUCAAAAGAUCCUGAUGUGGUUCUAGUUAUGGAGACAAGGUUGUAUAGUGCUGAGGCUUUGAGGCAUAGAGGUAUUGGUGGUUUGCAAAAUGUUUUUCCAGUUCAGUGUGCGGGACAAGAUGACAGGUCAGAGAUGAGGUGCUUGGGAGUUUAUGGCUUCCCAGAUGAGAGGAAGAAAGCGACUUGGGAUAUGAUCCGACGAUUUACUCCACCGAGUUCUAUUCCUUUCAUGUGUUUUGGAGAUUUUAAUGAUAUUCUCUCCCCGGCAGAUAAACUGGGAGGGGAUCCACCGGAUAUUGAGAGAUUGCAGGAGGUGUCGCAGGCGUGUGUUGAUUGUGCUCUACAUGAGGUGGAUUUUUCGGGUUACCGGUUCACUUGGUCAAAUAAAAGGAAGAGGCCUGGGACGAUUGAGGAGAGAUUGGAUUAUGCACUUGUUAAUGCGGCAUGGGGAUCUUUUUGGCCAGUUACUUCUGUAUACCAUUUGCCUCGAUAUAGAUCGGAUCAUAAUCCGAUUUUGAUCUUUAGUGGCACUCGGAAAAUGCGGAAGGAGAUGGCUAGGGCUAAUUUGUUCCGUUUUGAGCAGAUGUGGCUUCAAGAGGGAGACGAGUGUGCGGAAGUGGUGACAGAGACUUGGGGGAGGCUCCGUGCGGACCUUCCAUCUAAGAUUUCUCAGGUGGGAGAAGCCCUUCAGGGGUGGGGAAAGGAGAAGUUUGGGGACCUACCGAGGUAA